Melozone crissalis (California towhee) is the source of this 1516-nucleotide messenger RNA. RefSeq names its product cell division cycle 20 (gene CDC20). Gene Ontology annotation, molecular function: anaphase-promoting complex binding; protein binding; ubiquitin ligase activator activity. The coding region runs from base 5 to 1516 and encodes 503 amino acids. NCBI's taxonomy places the organism in Eukaryota, Metazoa, Chordata, Aves, Passeriformes, Passerellidae. Gene Ontology annotation, cellular component: anaphase-promoting complex. The transcript has 10 exons. Gene Ontology annotation, biological process: anaphase-promoting complex-dependent catabolic process; positive regulation of anaphase-promoting complex-dependent catabolic process; positive regulation of ubiquitin protein ligase activity. The record is from RefSeq and is a predicted model, not a curated record.
GACCAUGGCGCAGUUCCUGUUUGAGGCGGACCUGCACGGGCUGCUGAAGCUGGACACGCCGAUCCCGAACGCGCCGCCUGCGCGAUGGCAGCGCAAGGCCAAGGAGAGCGGCCCCGGGCCCAGCCCAGUCGGCGUGUCGCCCAUGAAGCCGGCCAAUCGCUCCCACAGCUCCAGUAAGACGCCGUCCAAGACACCCGGUAAAUCUGGAUCCAAAAUUCAAAGCACUCCCACAAAGCCUGGGGGGGAUCGCUACAUUCCCAACCGCAGCACUAUGCAGAUGGAGAUGGCAAAUUUUCUCCUAACCAAAGAAAAUGACCCUGCUGAGGAUUCCCCUACCAAGAAGGAGCAACAGAAAGCCUGGGCAGUGAAUCUGAAUGGUUUUGAUGUAGAAGAGGCAAAGAUCCUCCGCCUCAGUGGAAAACCACAGAAUGCUCCAGAAGGCUAUCAGAAUAACCUGAAAGUGCUUUAUAGUCAGAAAAUGACACCUGGAUCCAGCAGGAAGACUAGCAGAUACAUUCCCUCAAACCCAGACCGGAUAUUGGAUGCACCAGAGAUCCGCAACGACUACUAUCUGAAUCUCAUAGACUGGAGCUCCCAGAACUUCCUGGCAGUGGCUCUGGACAACUCUGUUUAUCUGUGGAGUCAUGCUACUGGGGAGAUUAUCCAGCUGCUGCAGAUGGAGCAUCCAGAUGUGUACAUUUCAUCUGUGUCAUGGAUUAAAGAAGGAAACUACCUCGCUGUCGGCACAAGUAGUGCUGAGGUUCAGCUAUGGGACAUUCAGCAGCAGAAACGUCUCCGAAACAUGACCAGCCAUUGUGCCCGUGUGGGAACCCUCAGCUGGAACAGCUACAUCCUCUCCAGUGGGGCACGGAACGGGCACAUCCAUCACCAUGAUGUCAGAGUGGCUGAACAUCACGUGGCCACCCUUGCUGGCCACACACAGGAGGUGUGUGGACUCAAAUGGUCUUUAGAUGGGCGCUACCUGGCCAGUGGCGGCAACGACAAUCUGGUGAACGUCUGGCCAUGCACCCAAGGUGGGGGUGGAGACUUUGCUCCCAUACAGACCUUCACUCAGCACCAGGGUGCUGUCAAGGCUGUGGCGUGGUGCCCGUGGCAGACGAAUGUUCUAGCCACUGGAGGGGGCACUAGUGACAGACAUAUCCGCAUCUGGAACGUCUGUUCUGGUGCCUGCCUCAGUACCGUCGAUACCCAUUCCCAGGUCUGUUCUAUCUUAUGGUCGACUAACUACAAGGAGCUGAUUUCAGGCCAUGGAUUUGCACAAAAUCAGCUAGUUAUAUGGAAAUAUCCAACAAUGGCCAAGGUUGCAGAGCUGCAAGGCCAUACUGCUAGAAUCCUCAACCUGACCAUGAGCCCGGAUGGUACAACAGUGGCAUCAGCAGCUGCUGAUGAAACGCUGCGGCUCUGGCACUGUUUCGAGAUGGACCCCAUCAAGAAGAAGGAGAAAGAGAAAGCAAACUGUGCCAAAAGCAGUAUUAUUCACCAGAGCAUCCGCUGA